GAUUCGAAAGUGUAACAAGGAAACAACUCAAAUUCAGAUUUUCAAUUUUUUUCUUAUUUACUUGAAAUUUGAUGUAUUUUGACCACAUUUGAAAGUCUUUAAACAUUCGAAACCAUUGUCAUUCAAAGUAAUCUUGAAUUGCUGUAAAUUUAGUCAGUGCAAAGUAUUCGUGGAAGUUCUAAUUGGGCAAAUUAAAUUUUUUAUACUUUCAACAAAGGAAAAACGCAAAAAAUUUCUCCUCGAUAAAACCAGCUGUAUUGAAAGUUUAAUUAAAAUAACAGUAUAGAUAUUGAUCAUGGAUUCCGAGGACGAAAUUGGAAUUGAUUCAGGGAAUUCCUCUGAUGAUGAAGAUUACGAUUUCAUGCAGGUUGAUGAAAUUCAAAGACAAAGUGGAAAUGCUCAAGAUCCAGUAGAAUAUCCAUUUGAAGUCCUUACAACAGAAGAAAUCGUUAAGCAUAUGUUGGAUUGUAUUGCUGAGGUCAAUAAUGUAGUCGAGAUCCCAGCAACAACAACCCGAAUCCUACUCAAUCAUUUUCGAUGGGAUAAGGAAAAACUUAUGGAAAGAUAUUAUGACGGAGAUCAAGAGGCAUUGUUCAAAGCAGCACAUGUCAUCAAUCCUUAUGUGAAACCAAAAAGAGAAUCAAAGACCUUUCGCUGCUCGAUGAUGGAAGAUUGUGACAUUUGUUUCCUCAAAUAUCAAUAUACGAAUAUGACAGGACUUCAAUGUGGACAUCGCUUUUGUAAAUCGUGUUGGGUGGAAUAUCUGACGACAAAAAUCAUGGAAGAAGGCUUAUGCAAGUCAAUUGCUUGUGCUGCACAUGGCUGUGAUAUAUUGGUGGAUGACGUGACAGUCAUGAGCUUAUUAACUGAACCACGAGUCAAAACCAAAUACCAACAAUUAAUCACCAACAGUUUUGUUGAAUGCAACCGUUUGCUUCGCUGGUGUCCAUCAGCUGAUUGCAGCUAUGCAGUGAAAGUUCAAUAUGUUGAUGCUCGUCCAGUUACAUGUAAAUGUGGUCACGUCUUUUGUUUCGAAUGUGGUGAACAGUGGCAUGAUCCCGUGCAAUGUCGUUUAUUACGUAAAUGGAUCAAAAAAUGUGAUGAUGAUUCGGAAACUUCAAACUGGAUUGCAGCCAACACGAAAGAAUGUCCAAAGUGUAAUGUGACGAUUGAGAAAGACGGUGGAUGCAAUCAUAUGGUGUGUAAAAAUCAACAUUGCAAACAUGAUUUUUGCUGGGUGUGCUUAGGAUCGUGGGAACCACAUGGAAGCUCUUGGUACAACUGUAAUCGCUACGAUGAAGAUGAAGCACGUGCGGCAAGAGAUGCACAAGAGAAAUUGAGAUCGUCACUAGCUAGGUAUUUGCACUACUACAAUCGAUACAUGAAUCACAUGCAAUCUUUAAAAUUUGAGCAUAAACUCUACUCGUCAGUGAAAUUGAAGAUGGAAGAAAUGCAGCAACAUAAUAUGUCUUGGAUUGAGGUACAAUUCUUAAAGAAGGCCGUCGAUAUUCUGUGCCAAUGUCGUCAAACACUCAUGUGCACAUACGUGUUUGCUUAUUAUUUGAAAAAGAACAAUCAAUCGAUGAUUUUCGAAGAUAAUCAAAAGGAUUUGGAGUCAGCAACAGAAAAAUUAAGUGAAUAUCUCGAACGCGAUAUAACGAGUGAAAACUUAGCUGACAUUAAACAGAAAGUUCAGGAUAAGUACAGAUACUGCGAGAAACGUCGAAAAGUUUUAUUAGAUCACGUCCAUGAAGGAUACGAUAAAGAUUGGUGGGAAUAUGUUGAAUAG
Clunio marinus is the source of this 1789-nucleotide messenger RNA. NCBI's taxonomy places the organism in Eukaryota, Metazoa, Arthropoda, Insecta, Diptera, Chironomidae. The record is from the annotation of a GenBank genome assembly.